Molecule: messenger RNA, 1009 nt
Organism: Seriola dumerili (greater amberjack)
Lineage: Eukaryota; Metazoa; Chordata; Actinopteri; Carangiformes; Carangidae
Gene: ppdpfb
Product: pancreatic progenitor cell differentiation and proliferation factor B-like
Exons: 5
Coding region: 215-556 (113 amino acids)
Biological process (GO): multicellular organism development; cell differentiation
Source: RefSeq, a predicted model, not a curated record
ACAGUUGAAAACAGCAAGAAGCAGCGUCGAUAUCCUCUCGGACCUUGGAGGGUUACAUUUACCCAAAACUUAUUUUCAAAUGGGCCCCGUCGCCUAGCGUUUACUCCCCCAGCCUCGCCGACUGAGUUGAAUUGGGUGCUACUGAACAUCAAGCACGUCUGGGUCACUAAAAGGUUUCCAUCAAGCACAGCGAACAGCAACCAACAACAGAAGAAUGGCAGCUAUUCCAGCAGGCGGUUCACUUGUGGCGACCACUGACUACUACCGAAGGCGCAUUGGCUCUACGUCCAGCAGCAGCUCUUGCGGCAGUUCGGAGUACAGCGGAGAGGUCAUUCCUCACCAUCCAGGACUCCCCAAGCAGGACUCUGGCCAUUGGUGGUCCAGUUUCUUCUUUGGGAAGCAGCCAGGGAUGACCCCACUGACUGAGGAGGCACAGAUGAAGGCGGGGGUCCCCGGUGCGGUGACGAAUGGUCAGAUCACCUGCGUUGCCAGGGAGAUGGUUAUGCAACGCCAGGUGAGUGAGAGCAGCGAUGCAGGAAGUCCCACCUCCUCCUGAUCCUGCAGUCUCACUCCGAUGAUCCACACCACACCUUGGGGGGGAAUUGAACCAACGACCAACGCUAGGUGACGGGAGGAUGUCCCGUUUACAACCUUUAGUUUUUUUGUUUGUUUUUUUAUUUAAUUUUUUUUAUAUUAUUCAUUGUAGUAUAGGCUGCCUUACUUAUUCUUGUUUUGGUAACCUUGUGUUUUUUUUAUUGACAACCAAAAAAAAGAAAUGAAAAUGAAAAAAAAAAAAAAAAAAAAAAAAAAAAAAAAAUUAUGCAACUGAUAAGCUCUUUUUUUUUUUUUUCUUUUUUUUUUUUAUUAAACAUUUGUACUGUUCUGUGUUUGUAAUACUGUGGUGCAAAGACACACUGUGGUGCAUACACAUCCACAUGCCUUUGUUAAACAUUUUUCACCUUGUCACCCUGUGAUUGCAAAUGCAAUAAAGUAGACUCUUGCAGCCUAA